This is a messenger RNA of Cherax quadricarinatus, 1874 nucleotides long. Lineage: Eukaryota; Metazoa; Arthropoda; Malacostraca; Decapoda; Parastacidae. The record is from RefSeq and is a predicted model, not a curated record.
CCCGCCAAGACAGAGGUGACAGACGUACACACCUGACCUCUCUUAUUAUCUCUGUGGGAAUGGAGCGUGCAGAUAAUUUAUACAUUUCUGCACUACGCUGGCUAGAUGCCUCAGGUGGACUGGAUAGGUUGAGGUCCGCACUGGUAGCCCGGGCAGCCCUCUGCCCAGCUCUCAAAGUCUUCAGUACACCUGUCUACGUUAAUGUCAUGUACCUGCGAGAAAUAAGUGAGGAGCUAGCUGACUUGGUGAUGAGUCGACCAGUGGAGGCUCAACAAAUAUUCCACCGUGUGGUUCAUGUAGCCUCUGUGGCUAUCAGCCUUCAGGUUAACUCCUCUUCCAAUAAUAUGUUGGAAGCGUCUGUCACCACCCAGAAUGACACAUGCCCCGAUGAUGACCACGGUGCCCAGCACAACCACUGUGCCAAGAACUACCAUUGUGCCCAAGACGACCACUGUCCUCCAGCACCAGCCACUGACAUCCCCGACACUGAGCACCUCACCUCUCUCUACCUGGAGAACCAAGACAAGUGUCAGAAGGUCGCUACCAUGCUAGGCGCCGUCACUAAGGAACUGAGUAAAGUGGAUCUGAACGCUACUCUUCAGUCGUUAGCGUCCAACCUGCCGCUGGAUGCCUCAGUGUCUGGAGACGCUACCACCAUCCUCACACCUGCACAAAUCCACGCGCCUCUCCGUGUGGUUGGUAUACCGUGGGUGAAGGAGUGGGUGUUGGGCGGGAUCAAAGACUUACCACUAUACCUGCAGCAGCCCACGCUUGCUCUAGUCUCCGGGAGGGUCAUCUCCGUCAUGCUGCCAACAACCUACACUGUGUGGGCACGGUACAUGUGUAGCAGUGGAGGGUGUGUGGGCACGGCCAGGGACUUACACGUGAGGGUGUUCGCUGUGGGGCGACCAGAAGCUGACACCAUCCAUCAGCAUCCUGUCUGCAGAGUUUGUGGAUCACCACUGGUGGAGGAUCCAUCAUCUCGGGAGCUGAGUGAGAAGACCAGAGUGAUGGUACUUAGCGAUGCUCAAGCUUCUGCUCUCACCAAAGACGUUCACAUUCGUGUACCUGCUCUUAACCUUGUCCUCAGAGACGAGAUGUUGCAAGGGAUAGUACCUGGUCAGCAGGUGUUAGCGACGGUGAUGAUCGUGCCUCAGCAGCUGCCACUGCUGCCUUCCCUGGAAGCUGUCACCCUACACCCACCACCACCUCUCAGACCACCCUCCUCACUUCCGCCCAUCUUCAGGUCAGUCAACUCUGCCACCUAUACUGGCUUACCGAAUGUCUGUAAAUGUAAUAAAAAACACAAUAAAGCUUCAAUUAAAACUCCAUCUUUCCAUUACUCGGAUCAGUCAUAAUUACCUUCCGUUUUCCAGGUGCUGUGUGACCUUUAUGGCUUGAGAGCUUCUCCAUUCUAUUACUACUACUACAACUACUAGUAAUAAUAAUAAUUUUCCUUUCUUUUUGCUGAACGUUUAAUUUUGUGGCUCAUACAGUGGACCUUUGGUCACGAACGCUUCCGAACACGAACAAAUCGGUUCACGACCGAAAAAUUAGCCAAAUUUUUACAUUUGGUCACGAACACAUAAUCGGGCGCCCAACAAACACAACCGCGCCAAUUUUCACAUUCUGCGCAAGUUUUUCGCACAUUCCACUGUAUAUUAUUAAAUGUCAGCCAGUUUUGUAAAAAAUUACUGCGUUAUGUGGCAGUAAAGCAUUUUAUCUAGAUAUUCCUUGAGAACUGUAGAGAAGCUCAGUCAUCCAUAAGCUCUAGACUUGGCAUAACCCCAGUACUUAACAUAACCCCAGCACUCAACUUAACCCCCAACAGUUAACAUAAUCCUCAACACUUAAAAUUACCCCUAACACAAUCC